Penicillium brevicompactum is the source of this 771-nucleotide messenger RNA. Its product is annotated as FMN-binding negative transcriptional regulator. The transcript has a single exon. The record is from RefSeq and is a predicted model, not a curated record. The coding region runs from base 1 to 771 and encodes 256 amino acids. Lineage: Eukaryota; Fungi; Ascomycota; Eurotiomycetes; Eurotiales; Aspergillaceae.
AUGUUUAUCCCAAGCGUCCAUGCCGAGACGGACACUGCUGUGCUUCUUCAAUUCAUUCGAGAGAACCCCCUGGGUAUGCUGAUUACCGGCAUCGAUUCUUCUCAAGAAUUCUUGCAGUGCACCCAUGUACCCGUUGUGCUCGACGCCCCGGAAGAUUGCGACGAUUCCGCUCCCCAGGGACGUCUCCGAGCUCACAUUGCCAAACAAAACCCUCAAGUUAAGGGCAUGAUCGAAUCCCUGGAGAACAAGGAUGAUGUGAUCACACUGGAGCAGGAUGUUCUUGUAGUGUUCAACGGCAAACACGACCACUACGUCACACCAAAAUACUAUGUUGAGACAAAGCCCGACUCAGGCAAAGUCGUUCCCACUUGGAACUAUUCUGCUGUCCAAGUCUAUGGCAAACUUUCCCUCUAUUAUGACUCAAAAAGCCCAGAGGCCGGGAAAUUUCUUGCGCAGCAACUGCAUGAUCUGUCACAGCAUACCGAAACAUCGAUCAUGGGCUAUACCGGCGGAGAGAGGCCCCAACCAUGGAAAGUGACCGAUGCACCUGAAAAGUACAUUGAGUUGUUGCAGAGGAAUAUUGUCGGGGUGCAGAUCAGAAUUGAUAAACUACAAGGCAAAUUCAAAAUGAGCCAAGAGAUGAGGCCUGGUGACAGGGAUGGGGUGGUGAAGGGAUUCUCAAAGCUGGGGGGUGAAACUGGAGAGGCAAUUUCAUCGAUGGUCGAGGAACGUGGCAUUCUUCACGACGAGAAAAAGAAGCAAAAGUCUUGA